AAUCUGAAUCUGGAUUCUACUUUCAGUCUCGCCUCUCUCGCGCGCCGUGAUCUUCGGCUCCGCUUCGGCUCUGCUUCGGGUUCGGGUCUCCUUCGGCUGUCUGUUUGUUUACAUUGCUUACAAGUGGAAGCAGACGACGGACUGGCAUGGAAUGUUUCCUUGCAGUGUUGUUCCCGGUAUCGUUCCUGCCGUGAAAUGUUGAAGUCUGUGACUUUGUCGGUGAAGUGUCCUCUACAUUCGGACUCAUGUUGGCCUGAGUCGAUACCGCUUGCCGCCAUGGCCUAAAACCGAAAGCUUUGUCCAGAUCCUGGGCUCUGCACUCUACCCUGGCUCACCACAAUGACUUCUUGCUUGUUUUCCUUCACCGCGGGUGAAGAAACUUUGGAUGAACUAUUUAGUAAAUCUUUGCACCUUCAUCAAGACAGAAUAGCGGUCAUAGAAAACAAUGGACUAACUAAAUGCAGUUUGACGUACAAGGAGUUGUGGGAUGCCAGUUGUAUUGUAUCCGAAGCCAUCGCCAACUUUUUAAAAAGCUCUAGUCAACGACCAUCUCAGUUUGUUGCUGUAUGCAUGGACCAGUGUCUUAUUUACCCUGCAGUAUUAUUAGGCAUUCUUAACCAGGGCUUUGGUUUCGCUUGUUGCGAUCCUUCCUGGACAUCUGAAAAACAGAUUCAAUAUCUUGGCAAGCUUGGAACUUCGUUGCUAGUCCAUAAAAGUGAGGAGCGCUUCAGUAGUUCAGGAAAUCAACAAUGCCGAGUCCAAGUACGAGACACUUUUAUGUAUUUUGAAAGAUUAAAUUCUGGUAAUGACUCAAGAAAAUGCCCGCACCAAAUGGCAUAUGCAGUUCUCACAUCAGGAAGUACGGGUCAGCCUAAAAUCGUUCGAGUACCCCAUUCUAGUAUAGUUCCAAAUAUUAUGGACAUCAUGGAUAUGUGCAAUGUUACAUCUACAGAUCUUGUCUUCCUUUCUUCACCUUCGACGUUUGAUCCCAGUGUAGUUGAUGUUUUUGUGGCAUUUGCUGCUGGCGCAUCAUUGCUAGUCACAUCAAAGUCCAUAAAAGCCUCUGCGGGACGCCUCCUUGAAAUUUUAUUUCCAUGUGAUGCAUCACAAGGUGUUUCUGUCUUACAAAUGACUCCCUCAGUCUUCAAUCGAUGGUCAGAAAAAGAAUUACAAGAAGUUGUUUUAUCCUCAAAAUCUUCUUUAAGAGUUCUUUUAUUUGGAGGUGAACCAUUCCCAUCAGAAUCAAAGCUUACUCGAUGCAAAGGUAUUGGGAAUAAUACUCACAUCUACAACAUUUAUGGUAUCACUGAAGUCUCAGCAUGGGCCAGUAUUCAUCAGGUAAUACCUUCCAAAGAAGCACAUAUUCUUGACCCCACUGAAGACAAAACUUCUGUACCUCUUGGCAAGCCAUUGUCAGAAACACUGUUUGAAGUUAGAGAUGUCUUAACUGGCCUUGCCAUUGACAGCGGGUGCGGAGAAAUGUUUAUUGGCAGCUCUAAAAGGAUCUGUGAAAUUGACGAUGAAAAUUGUUUAGAUUAUUCCUAUCCUGUGUACCGUGGUACAGGUGAUAUUGUGCAGGUUCAUUCCAAUAAAAAAAUGUAUUACCUAGGUAGAAAAGACAAUCAUAUAAAGAGAUGGGGACAUCGUAUUAAUCUAGAAAAUGUAGAGCAUAUUGCCCUAAACCACGCUUCCGUAAAGUAUGCCUGCAGUGUGUGGGAUGAGGAAAGACACAAACUCUUGCUAAUGGUAUGCUUAAGAGAACCUUUGCCAAUUUUAACUUUGAGAAGGCACUUUUUGACUAGCGAGUUGUCUCAAAGUUUUCUGGUACCAGAUGAAAUAAUCCCUGUUGAGGAAAUGCCACUGACAGUACAUGGGAAAGUGAAUCGUCAGUCUGCUGCUCUUGCAUCAACCAACCAAAAACCACCUGCGUCUAAACUUCUAGUCAAAGAACUAUUUACAAAGCUGUGGUGUGAAGUGCUGGGGCUGCAGUCUCUGGAAGGAGGUUCUUUCCUGUUAGCUGGAGGAAACUCACUUUUAGCUGUGAUAUUGAUGACAGAGUUGGAGGAAUACCUUGGAGAAAUUCCAAAAGAUCUUGGCGACUUACUCCUUUCUGGCAACAGUUUUUCCUUUAUCUGUGAACAUUUGUGCCAGUUUCACCAUACGAAUACCAAGACCUGCAACCAGCCAUUUGAGAAGGAAGGAGAUGAAACCACUCUCAAAGUGGACGAAAUGGCUGAGCUUGAAGACACCAAACAAGAACCACAGUAUGCUGAUGAACUUGAAUCAUUCAGUCUUAGAGGAACAUCAUCCAGCGAGAGCAUGUCAGUGUUUGACAUACCCCAAUCUGUCUUGCGGACAAUACAAUUAGAUCUUGUGUGGAAAGUUGACCUCAACAAGUGCAUAGACGCCUCACCUUUAUGCUUAAUUUAUAGAAGCGGCCAUAUUGGUGUUGUGGUUGGGUCUCAUUCUGGAAAGCUGACUUAUGUGGAUGGGAAAGAAGGGGAUGUCCGAUGGAUGGUCACAUUACCAGAUCGUAUUGAAUCUUCAGCUUGCCCAUCUGUCUGUGGCCAGUUCAUUUUUGUGGGGUGCUAUGAUGGGGCCCUCUACUGCAUCAAUUCAGUGAGUGGGAAAAUAAACUGGUCUUUCAAAACUGGGGGGGAAGUUAAAUGCCCCCCCGCUCUUUGCAAUGGAGGCAGCAGUGUACUAUUUGGCUCAUAUGACAAACUUGUAUACUGUGUUAAUGCUCAACAAGGUUUAUUGGAGUGGUAUGCAUCACUGGCCAGUUCUGCUGAUUGCAAAGGAAACUGGUUGGCUGCCCCACUCAUUCUUGGAAAAAUAGCCAUUCUGUGCAAUUUAGGAAAGCUAGUAUCUGCUGUACACACUAUGGAUGGAAAAGUAAUAUGGUCAACUAGUUUGAGCAAUCCUGUAUUUUCAACGCCAUCACAUUUUUCUACCUCUUUGGGAGAUUAUGUGGUUGCUGCAGAAGUGAAAGGGACCCUGCAUUGCCUCAAUGUCGCUACUGGGGAAGUGGUGUGGACUUGGAAAGCUGGUGGAUUUAUAUUUGCUCCAUUGGUAAUUGUUCCUGACUUUUCAUGUACUGAUACCCACUACAUUUUAGUGGGUUGUUAUGAUUUCUGUCUAUACUGUUUAUUUAUUAACCCACAAAAUGAAAUUUCACUGAAAUGGAAAAUAUCUUUAGGUGCCAGAAUAGGUGCAGCGCCUUUCCCGUUUAAUAUUAGAACUUGUGAUGGCGUCAAUAAUUUAUGUGCAACAGUUUGCAACUCCGCAGGAGAAGUUUUUAUUGUAAAUCUUAAUGACGGUGGUAUACAUUGCUACCACAAUAUUGAUUCUGAAGUGUUUUCAUCGCCUGUUGUAUACAAUGACAAAAUUUAUUUCGGAUGUAGAGAUAACUCAAUGUAUUGUUUGAGAAUGCAAAGUUAAGAUUCUGACGUAAUUUAAUGAGCCGUAAUAUAAGAGUUUACAUGCAACAGACCCUUGAUAGUCCUUUAAAAUUAAUUAAGAAAAAGAAACACAGCCAAGCAUAAAGGUGAAGAGGGGAAAGAUUUGUUUCCUUUAGAAAAUAAGAGAAACAGUUGGAACUUCAAUCAAAAACAGAGCUAUUAUAAUAGAACAAUUAUCAAUCUUCCUGCCACUGCAUAAAAUUAUAAAUAUAAAUUGUAUGGACAA
Messenger RNA from Thrips palmi, 3687 nucleotides. It is a transcript of the gene Aasdh, whose product is annotated as beta-alanine-activating enzyme. Gene Ontology annotation, biological process: amino acid activation for nonribosomal peptide biosynthetic process. The record is from RefSeq and is a predicted model, not a curated record. The coding region runs from base 340 to 3441 and encodes 1033 amino acids. NCBI's taxonomy places the organism in Eukaryota, Metazoa, Arthropoda, Insecta, Thysanoptera, Thripidae. The transcript has 11 exons. Gene Ontology annotation, molecular function: protein binding.